This is a messenger RNA of Diachasmimorpha longicaudata, 3567 nucleotides long. RefSeq lists its product as uncharacterized. NCBI's taxonomy places the organism in Eukaryota, Metazoa, Arthropoda, Insecta, Hymenoptera, Braconidae. The transcript has 17 exons. The record is from RefSeq and is a predicted model, not a curated record. The coding region runs from base 121 to 3486 and encodes 1121 amino acids.
AUGGAACUGGCCAUAAGACGAAGUGAAUUCAGUUUCGCCAUAAGUUUCACAAUAUAAUCCAAAGACGCGAUAAGAUCAGUUUGAAUAUUUUAAUAAUACUCAUGUUACUCUGUUGUUAAAAUGUUGAAGAAACAAAUUUUGGUUUUAUUCAUCUUACUCGGUGCUUACCAGACAUCGGGUUGGCUCUUCGAUGUUCUUAAAUUGGGGAGAAAGAUUUGGAAGUUUGUGGGGAAGAUACAAGACAUGCGGGAUAAAGCCGAGACUAUUAAAAAUGCUUUCACCGGAGAAUUGAUUAGUGCUCUAUUUGACGAAGAUGAUGGAGGAAUUGAAGCGCUAUCGGAGCAGCUCGAGAAUUUACGUACAGAACUUAUCGGUCACUUACAACAAAUAGAAUCAUUGGUCAAGCACAUACCAGCGGAAAUUAAAAAGGACGCUGAGAAAGCGAAAUAUGAAGACAUUAUUCACGAGAUAGAUGAGACCCAUAAGUCUCUCCUCGAAGCCAUCCAGGCAAAUAAUACUGCAAAAUGGGGAAAAAACCCUUGUUCGGCGAUGUACGAUUUUCGUAUGCAACUUCAAGAUUUGGGGCCCCUACUGAUGGGUAGCGACUACAAGUCCGGACUUCUCCAAAUGAUUGCUCGUAGUGAUCCCGAAUUCGAAACAUUGCCGAUAUCCAUUCAAGAGCAGCUGAUAUUUAUUUUCGAAACAGUAAUCCUAACUGAAAUAAAGGGCCUGCAUAUAAUAGCUAGUUGCCUCGAGAAAGACGGGGCCUCUUCAAAAGAUUGGGCUGUGGACAUGGCAAGAGCUGUGAAAGUGUUUGAAGAACGUUAUAAGUCGUAUCUAAAUGUUAUGCUGGUCAUUCUGGAAGGCACUUCGCCCUUUAUACGAUCUCGUGGCAUUCCAACUAUAGGGCCUCAAGCUUCAGGUGAGUCUCGCUCGUAUUAUGAAAUCGGAUCAUUCACACGCCCUCACGUAAAUAUGCAAGAUUUAACCCCGUCUACGAGUAUGACUGGUGGCUACUACCCUCAGUGCGCUGGCAUCAACCAGAAGUUUGGCCAAUGCCUGAUCGAAGGAGCAGAAAUCAAUAAUUAUUGUAUUAAUGAUGGCAGUCCACUGAAUCUCUGCAUGACAGGCGAAGAGGUAAUCAGUCUCAAAUAUAGCUCCAAGGUCAUUGGGUCCCCUGAUCCAUGUUCACCCAAAAAUCAAGUUUCUUUUAAACAUCCUGCGACACGAAUGAGUUGGUGUUACUGCCUAUGUCAUCGAGAAACUUCGAAACAUUAUCUCAGUUUGACCAUGAGCCACGCGAAUGUGAUCAAGAAUAUGGUUAUCAUUGGUGCGAGAUUCGUACAACACAAUAAAAUUAUCCAUGUUCAAGUAUUGGAAGGGAAAUUACUGCCAGAUGGAAAAAUUGAGAGAGGCUCGGAACAGUGGGUGCCUCUUCCUGCUAGACCAACAGUCAUACCUCUGACAUGGGGUCGCAGAAAUUUUGUGCGUCAUAAUCCUGUUUUGCCCUUUGGAUAUGUUCUUAUUGGAGUGCAAUUUAUUGACCAGAAGAAUAAAUUUGCCAUUAGCGCAGUGGGAAAGAAGUAUGACAUAAGGCGGGGAGUGUUGUUACCAGGUUUCAUACAGGUUGCCGCGGAAUAUUAUCUUCAAAAUGAUCAUGCAGAAUCAAUGAGUACCUUGCCCGACCUUAUGAAUACUCUAGAUUCCAAGGAUGGCACUUAUUCGAUUCAAUUACGAAAAGGCCCCAGAAAGGACGCUUCGCCAAACCCGACAAUACCAUUCUUCGAUGGAACAAUUGUCCAAGCUAGUCCAACAAGGGCAUUAGCGGGAAUUGGAUUGAUCAGUAAAAAAGGUGCAGAUUCUAGCGAAUUUAUCUCUUUACAGGCGCGUUUAAUUCCAUUCAAAAGACAUUUGGCACAAUUGAUCCUGGACUACAUACCUGGACAAGUGUUGGAAGAAUGUAACUGGGGCUUAUGUACGUUGAGUUAUAUCCUGGAUUUAGGGCAGAGAAUCAGCACUGUCAUCUGGGAAUUGUCUGAAUUAGCUUUUGGUAAUCAUGUGAAUCUACACUUGAAGAUACAGACAGUACUUAGUGAGAUUGCACAAGAUAUUGAUGGCAUGGCAGUCAACAUGGAUAUAGAUAAACUCAGGGCUGUGGUGCUGAAUUCCACUCCCAAACCAUUUAAAAAUGAAUUUCGAAAGUGGUUGAAAGGAGCUAGACCGAUAUUGGAUAAGAUUGAUCAAUCAUAUGACUGGUUGCUUCAUACACAUAAUACCCAACAACCGAUGAACUAUACAUAUGCACAAUUGUUGUCAAAUGAGAUACACGGCUACAUUGAUGAGUUCAACAAAUAUCUCCUUUCGUCACUGUCUUCACGUGGCAAGUUAAUAAAAAAGAUUGAUAAUCAGAAACCCGCGAAGGCGCGUAAGGCCCAAAAAGCUGCUGUCACGGGUGACCAAUGCCCCAGCGUGCAAUCGAUGCACUUUAUCUUCACUGAACUCUUCCAAACACUAAUGGGUUACGAAAUUAAAUCCAUGGUUGUACUGACUUUCAUUGCGAAACUUGAAAAUCCCAUUCAAAUGGAUUGGAAGGCAGAUCUAUUGAAGCUCCGAAAGAGUUUUCAAAAUCGAUUAAGUCAAUACGUAGAAUUAUUUGAUGACCUCUUAGAAAAGUUCCCCACAGAUAUUAACAGUUGUGACCCGACAGCAGCUCCUCCAGGCAAAGUUCACAUCAAAGUCAAAGAAAUUGGAUCUGAGGCGAAUGACGUAGCCACAACUUACGUCAGUUUAGAUUUCAAUGCUGCUAAUGUGACCGAGAAUAUGGUCAUUACCGGCAUCAAAUUUGUACUUCAAGACAAUAUUCUUCAUAUACAAAUUAAAAAAGGACGAUUGAUGGGACAUGGUCAGAUUGAUGAAUCCUCGAAUCAUUGGGUUGACCCACCGAAGAAUCCACGAAAAAUUCCUAUUCUUGCGAACAAGAAAACAUUCGCACUCAACGAUCAUAUAUUCCCGUCGGAUUAUGCUGUGAUCGGCGUUGGAUUUAUCGAAACCCCAGAAAUUGGUAUCGCGGUAGAAGCACGAAAGUUCAGCUUUUGGAAUGGAACAUUGCUGUCACGAUCUAUAAAGACAGGCGGAACACCGACUGUGGACAAUACAUUGCAUGAAGCUAUCCCUCACAAGGGUUAUCAUAAGAGAAUUCCUCAUGGAAAGGUGCACAAGCACGAAGAAUCUACGAAAUCAUUCAGCGUAACAUUGAAAUCAGUUGAGGAUAAAAAAACAGGUGAACAAGAAGUUCAGCCUAAAUUCAAUGGCUUCAGCGUUGAAUCUAUUCCACCAAAACCAAUGGGAGGCAUCAGCAUAUUCCGUCAAGAACGGAAGAAUGGUGAAUUCAUUUCGCUCAAAUUGCACUCACUCAACUUCAAAGAAAAUUUGGAACAUUUCCUCGAACAGCGUGACAGAAAAGAGGCCUUCCUAGAAGGAUUUUAAUAGAUUAUUGAAGAAGAAUCUAAUACAAUAUCAUUUGUUUGAUCAUGUUGUAUCCGAAAUAAAUUUCUGAUGCUCACAUAA